This is a messenger RNA of Coniophora puteana RWD-64-598 SS2, 939 nucleotides long. Its product is annotated as NAD(P)-binding protein. Bases 1 to 939 code for a protein of 312 amino acids. The transcript is spliced from 4 exons. The record is from RefSeq and is a predicted model, not a curated record. Lineage: Eukaryota; Fungi; Basidiomycota; Agaricomycetes; Boletales; Coniophoraceae.
AUGAAGGUUCUGGUCACAGGAGCAACUGGAUUCGUCGGAUUUCCCGUGUGCAAGGCGCUCUCUCGGGCAGGCCACAUCGUGUAUGGCGCAGCGCGGACCACGGAGAAGGCCAAGGAGCUCGCCGCCGAGGAAAUUAUCCCAGUGAUCGGGGACUCGAGUGACACAUCCGCUUUUAUCGCCCUCGUCCCAACGCUGGACGUCGUCAUCGACGUCUUCGCGGGCGCCGACGGGACACAUGGGCCCUUGUUCCGCACGGUGCGCGCCUCCGCGCAGGCGACCCGCCCGCCCGGCGCACCCAAGCUCGCGUACAUCAUAACGGGCGGCACGUGGGUGCACGGGGACGACCGCAAGGAGGUCGUGAGCGACACGUCGCCGCUCGCGAACCCGAUCGAGCUGACGGCGUGGCGCGUGUCGGUCGAGAGAGAGGUGCUCGAGGAUACGGUGCUCAAAGGGAUCGCGGUCCGCCCGUCGCUCGUGUACGGGCGCAGCGGAUCCUUGUUCUCGGAUCUGUUCAGGCGGGCGAGCGAGGCGGCGUUGCAGCCCGGUGGGAGAUUUGUGUGGCCGGGGAGUGUUGGUGGGAGGAUCGCGACGGUGCACACGGACGAUCUGGCGGAUCUGUAUGUGCGCGUAGCGGAGCGUGCGCAGAUCUUGGGUGGUCUCGUCUUCGAUGGGGCGAACCAGUCGACGGAGUCGGUCGAUGACCUCCUAGCGAAGCUCGUCGAGGUUACUGGUGCGCAUGGUUUUGACUACAAGGAACCCUCCAAUGCGUUCGAGAGGGCAAUCGCUACCACAACGUUGCUUCGUCCAUACACCGGGAGAGCUUUGGUCGAUUGGGUGCCACGAAAAGCCAGCGUCGUGGACGGAUUAACCACGUAUUAUGCUGCUUGGCAAGCAAAUUUGGGUCAAGGUCCAAAGUUCGAGAAUCGGGAUGCGAAAUAG